Wasmannia auropunctata (little fire ant) is the source of this 1660-nucleotide messenger RNA. RefSeq lists its product as uncharacterized. Bases 71 to 1270 code for a protein of 399 amino acids. The transcript has 5 exons. The record is from RefSeq and is a predicted model, not a curated record. NCBI's taxonomy places the organism in Eukaryota, Metazoa, Arthropoda, Insecta, Hymenoptera, Formicidae.
GUUGUUCUGGUGACCGCGCGCCCGUCUCAGAAACACUCCACCCUCGAACGAAUCGACCAGCUUUCACGCCAUGAAAUUGCACAUUUUAUUGCUAACGGCACUUCCCAUGUGCCUAGCUGAAUUCUCAAUUCAGGGGCCUAGCGACGGACACCGACGAGCUCAGGGUCUUAAGUUCAGCGAAGAGAAAGGACUCCAAUACACAGACGCGAGUGAGGGAGGGGGACCGGGAGACUUCACCAUUCAAGGCGCGACCGACGCUAAUAGCAAUUUCAGGAUCCAAGGUGCUACGGACGGGCAUUCGAACUUUCAGAUCCAAGGACCCUCGGACGGUGGAUCGGCCACUUACAACGUACAAGGGCCGAUCGAUCGAUAUGGUCAGCCCACAAUACUCGAGGGAGCUUACGAUAAUCAGGGUGGGAAAGCGCUCCAGUACGACGAUCCCAGCGGUUACAGAGUGAACUGGAGAUCGUACGAUCGUCAAACACGUCCGCAGGCUCAGGCGGAGCCGCAAUACGCGCCGCAAACCGUGGCGCCGAUUUCGCGACCCCGACAGCGAGCGCAUCAAGCGCGAGCGCAACCGCGACCGCAGCCGCAACAGCAACAGCAACCGGAACCACUGCCGAAUUACAAGCCUUACUCUAAUGCACCGCCACAGAUCCAGCAACUGCUCCAGUUCCAGCAGCAAAUUCCAUACAUCAAUAUAAUUCCGGAACCAUAUAGAUUCGACGAAGAGGCUGCGAUACGGGCUCAAUCUCAGCAGGUUCAAGAACAUCUCCGGAAAUUGGCGCAAGAGGCAGCGGCUGCACCCUUACCCGAGCCCGUACUCGCGUCAAGACCGUCUGCUGCACCGCCUGCGCCUCGUCAAAAAUCACGCGGCCACCCCAGAAGCAAACGUCAGGCUCAGCAGUACCGUAGUUCCCAGCCGCCGGCGGAGCCGCAGCCUCAAUAUUCGCUCAAUCUGCCGUCUCACUUGCGCGAACUGUUGAAAUAUCAGGCGCAAAUACCGUACAACAUUAUCGCUAACCAGAUCACGUACCGUCCGGACAAGCCGUACGUGCCGCACCGCGUGGAAGCGCAACAGCAGCAACAGCAGCAGCAGCCGAUACAGCAAGCUCAGUACCAAGGUCAGGGUGGCGCCUACGAGGGUCAGGCCAGUGCGUACACACAGGCUGGCAUACAGCCGGCGUACAAUCAGAAUCAGCAGUAUCAGCAGCUCGGCUAUAAUCAACAACAGCCUGGCGUAAGACCUGUCACCGAAAAUCAAUACUGAUCGCCUUGGACGAAGCGUUUUCAUCACUAUGCUUCCCGUUUGUUUCAAUUUGUGGAACGAGUCCUUCUAACAGGACUGAAUUCUAUUCUAUUAUGUGAUAAAUUACGCCACGCUUUUAACAUACAGAUUGAUUAUUAAAGAAACAAAAUAAACUUUUUAGAUGAUGGUAUGAGUAGACAUUACUCAUAUCUUGGAAAUUUAGUUAUUAGAUUUAUAAAGAGAAUUAGACUAAGAAAAUCACAUAAGUAAUUUGAAAUCUUCUUAUUUUAAUGUAAUAACUAUUAAAUAAGAUAUCUAUAUUUGAAGACUACUGUAAUUAACGGUUUUCUUAUAGAUUAAGUUUGAUAUUAUAAAAUUACAAAAUAAAUAUGUCUAUUUUUUACUUUCUAA